UGCUGGAAGUAGCGACUUUAAGACCACUAUUCCAUGCGCUGUUAUUAGUAUUCGUUGCUUGUUGUAUGGAUGUGUAACUUUGCAGCUUGCGUUCGGCCCAAAAUAGUUUAAUCUCGAUAAAGCGCUGUGUCCGAAAUCGCGGCUCCUUUAAAAGAGUAGUGCACUAGAUAGGGCGGGAGUAGAACGCGUUUCGGUUUAUGACGGAGGACGUAAAAGUAGGGGAGACGUCGGUAUUUGGGAUUAGGUUAAAGGGGUUGUACCGCAGAACGAUGUCAGAAACUGACAGCUGCGAUGUAGAAGGUUAUUAUUCAUCUAGUAUAAAUAGAUCUGGUUAGACUGACUUAUUUCGCUAAAAGGAGGAACUGUGAUGCUUAUUUAAUCCUCUAUUAGCCGGCAUAACUGUAAUAAGACAGACAGGAUGCAGAGUGCCAGUCCCGGGAGUAGGGAUCUAGGGUAUUUUCCCUCUGUGUACUCAACCUUUCCACACUUUCCUGAUAUGAGCAUCUCAAAGGGACAAACCAACGGCUCGCUCCACCUGCCAGGAAGCUCCAUGAUCAACUCGAGCUGGGAGCGGAGAUGUCUGAGGAAGCACAGGAGAAGGACAGACGAUGAAGGCUGCAGUGCCAAAAGACCAAAGAUGAUGGACGUGGGAGAAUCCAAUCCCUUGGAGGACACACGCUCCAGACCAGUCCCGGGGUGGAUGGCCGAGUGCGCCACAGGUUCCCGCACAGUUCAGCACUGCACUACGGCCGUCCCGCCGUGCCCAAACUCCCAGUACAAUCAAAACACUUUACCUGCUCCCAGGGUGGAGACGGAGGGCUCCUGUAUGGAGGUGGAGGCGGCGCAGAGGAAGCUGCAGGAAAUCGAGAACAGAAUCACUCUGGAGGAUGACAGCGAUGAGGAUCUGGACGUAGAGCCGCCUCAGCGCCGACCCGUGCUCGUGCUGUCAGACAGCCUGAGGGAGGGGCUACAGCGCGGCAUCGCCGACAUUCUCCCUCAUACAGUAGCGCAAUCAGUGAGCCAUUCGUGUAUGGAGCUGGUGCUGUGGCGCCCCCCGGAGGACCCUUUCACUCAGCAGCUGAAGGACUCUCUCCAGAGACAGCAGCGUAAACAGCAGCCGGCGUGCAGACAGACCCCGACACCCAUCCCCAUCCCUAAAGGGCCAGACGAACACACCUUCAGCUCACUCAUCUCAGCCUCCGGCUCCACAGAGGAGGACAUGGAGCUAUAGACUCGAGUCUGCGAGCAUUAAACAUGACUUUCUCCACCGCUCCACCUUCAACCGGAGGAUUUUCUUUUGAGGUUCUGCCAAAAACGUCAGAAGGUCGAACUCUUGGUAUCGCAAUACGAAACGCGAGUUUUGUUGCCAUGUCCUAGCAUCGUAUACUGUAUCCUUAGUUUGCAGUUUCAGAUAGUGGUUUUGUCACGGAGUUCCGCGUCACAAGGACCUCACUACUACUAUUCAUCAUGCACGUCUCAAAAUAUUACCAUAACGCAGAUACGAUGUGAUACGGUGUAUUGUGACUACAUGGCGAUUUGUUUCCAGCCGAUCCAUUAUACAGGAUAUUUUUGCUUCUGGUUGUCUUCACUAUCUCACUAGUUCUAAUCUGUUCUCAGAAAUAAAAAAAAGCUUGACAAUAAAACGGAUUCAUACACAGCAGUAAAGCCAUAGAUAGACUCAAAUAAGUAGCACCUUAUAAUGACAUCCCACAGAUCCUUAGCGUUCUGUUCAACACUUCUUGGUACAGGGAGACCUGCGUUACAGUGUCCUGUUUAUGAGAAAUGAUUUCUCGCUAGUUCUUCACCCAUCAGACGUCUCUACAGAGUCUAUCUGUAACGUCUGAUGACAAGAAUUUCUGCAUUUUUCCCUCGCGAACGUUUUGACUUAACACUCACUCGUAAAGGAAGGAGCUGAAGGAAUAAAACGCAGCGUGUCGUGCUGUCAGAGGAAAAAUAAUCAGUGAAACAUCAACUCCUGAUAUAUCCCGAAGUGUUUUAUUCCUCUUAUGUGACACACAAUUCUAUUACAGUGUUAUUACAAUGUAAUAAAGAAUGCCGUUCUGUUUAAAAUAAAUAACAUGACUGACACUGGAGACUCCUUCCAUAAACAUUCGGGAAAUGUCUCCUCACAGAGAAGAGACUAAUUUCCCCAGACAAGUCCCUGAGAAUGAAUCCCUGUUUCUAUGGUAACUACAUUUAAUUUAAUUGAACGAUAACGAGCACUUUAAUCCAUAUGAACUUCCCGGGGAUUUGCGUAUCGUAUACAAGCUUUAAAUUAAACUUCAUGUGUUUUUCUGUUCUUUUUUUUAAUUAUUAACUAGAGAGAAAAGUGCCACAGUUCUUGUCUUGUGCUUACAGAUGCCGAGGAUAAAACACUUCUGGACAUUGUGACCCCUUUUUUUUU
Messenger RNA from Hemibagrus wyckioides, 2404 nucleotides. It is a transcript of the gene ccdc117, whose product is annotated as coiled-coil domain containing 117. The transcript has 6 exons. The coding region runs from base 419 to 1231 and encodes 270 amino acids. The record is from RefSeq and is a predicted model, not a curated record. Lineage: Eukaryota; Metazoa; Chordata; Actinopteri; Siluriformes; Bagridae.